AUGGGCAAACUCGCGUUUUUGCUUAAGGCACAAGUGUAUGCUAUUCUUGCAUGCAUCUUGUAUGUAUUGGCAUGCCUGUGUCUUUCACAUCCCAUACUGCAGCGCCAGUAUUUGUUCCUGCACAACGUGCGCAUCCCGAUGUUCGCGAAGUUUGAUACGCCUGAUUUGUAUGGUACGGAAGUGGGCCAAGUGCGAAAUUUCCGCCUCGAAUCGACCGACAACAUCACACUUGGUGCUUGGCACUUUCUGCCCGAGGCCUUCUACAAUGCAAAGAAGCAAGAUCUUCUCAGUGGCGAAAGUGAACUGCUCGAUGACAUUUACGACGAGGCCCUCCGUGAGUAUCCCACGUUCGUUUUCCUGCAUGGGAAUGGGCUAAACCGUGCUGCGUCUUUCCGAGUCCGCACGUGCAAUGAUAUUUCGAAACAUAUGCAGGCGAAUGUCAUUGCCAUCGACUACCGUGGCUAUGGCGAUUCUGACGGCUAUCCCACAGAGCAAGGAGUCAUUGACGAUGCGUAUGCAGUUGUGCAGUACGCCAUGCGUAAGGGCUACAAUGCCGAAACCGACAGGCAGCAGGGACUUUCUCUCGUGGGACAGAGUCUUGGGACAGCCAUUGCGACGCAAUGUGCUUUGCGCAUGUAUCGAGAGCGGCAGCAUCUGGACGCACUGGUGCUACUAGCUGCGUUCAAAGAGCUGCGCCCUAUGAUCACAGAAUUCCGCAUGGGUGGCAUUGUGCCGAUGCUCAAGUUUCUGGACUACUUGCCGCAAAAGGAGCAGCUUCUCGACAAUGUGUUUAUUUACAACUUCAAGACGCUUGACGCUCUAGCGGAGAUCAUGAACAGCACGAAUGAUCCAGGUGCUAUCGUGCCUCCUGUCAUGAUUUUGAUGCAUGCGAUGAAUGAUCGCGUCAUUGACAUUUACCACAGUCGUGACAUCUUUGAAAGGAUGCUGGAAAUCACAAGUGCAACAAAGUUGUCGUCCGCCUACCAGAUCUGGUCGUCGAGCGUACCGAACCUUGGGUACGUGAAUGCGAUCGUUAGCAAGACGGCACGUGCUCCUGAACGUCGAGGCCUUAUCCAGGGGGCACGCUUCGUUCUUCCGCGCAGCGCGUCGUUUUCCCUCGUCCAGUUGGAAAAAGGCGGUCAUGAUCACUUGCUGAAUGGCAAUGUCGACGUCUUGCAGCUCAUGCUGCCUGCCUAUAUGAUGGGCAACAGUGCCAGGUGA
Malassezia globosa CBS 7966 is the source of this 1221-nucleotide messenger RNA. RefSeq lists its product as uncharacterized. Gene Ontology annotation, cellular component: endoplasmic reticulum membrane. Lineage: Eukaryota; Fungi; Basidiomycota; Malasseziomycetes; Malasseziales; Malasseziaceae. Bases 1 to 1221 code for a protein of 406 amino acids. The transcript has a single exon. The record is from RefSeq and is a predicted model, not a curated record. Gene Ontology annotation, biological process: phosphatidylserine catabolic process; monoacylglycerol catabolic process. Gene Ontology annotation, molecular function: phosphatidylcholine lysophospholipase A1 activity; monoacylglycerol lipase activity.